AGAGCGGAAUCCGUCGAGCGGAAAUCAUGAAAUCGGCGAUUUUUCUGUACGCGAUCGCCGCGUUCCUGUGGGAUUCCCAAUCCGAUGCGAAGGUGUUCGAACGGUGUCAACUGGCCCGCGAGCUGGCGAAACACGGCGUGCCCGACGAGCAAAUACCGACGUUCGUCUGCAUCGCUAGCCGGGAAUCCGGCGGCGAUUCCGGAAAAAUUGAUUACAAAACCGGGCGGCACGGUGUAUUCCAAAUCGACGAGCACGUGUGGUGCUCGCCCUACGAGCGUCCUGGUCGCGAAUGCGAGGCGAGUUGCAGUUCGUUCCGGGACGAUUUCAUCGGCGACGAUAUCGCCUGUGCGAUGAAGAUUUACAAGGACACCAAGCAGCUGUCCUCGGUCGGUUACGACGCGUGGGGUUCCUACUGGGAGCAUUGCGCUUCUGGAAACAAUUUGGAAUACGUCGAGGGAUGUUACUGAACGCGUCCCGUUCGUGCGAUAGCAGCGCUAUAAACGUAGAACGCGCGAAUUUUAUGUGUGUUUUUGCGAAAGAGAAAAUAUGUACGCGGAUAGAGUAUCAAUAAAAGAGCGUUCGAUGAGAAAAUACAUGCCGAGAAUGGUGUUUUGGACCGCUUAAGUAAAUUCGGCUUUGCAUCAAAUUUGCUGGAUAAACUCGCUUGAAUAAAAACUUUAAUUUACUAAUCGAAUACAUGUACAGACAAGCUAUUUUCGAACGUUAAAUAUGUCUAU
Messenger RNA from Phyllotreta striolata, 737 nucleotides. The record is from the annotation of a GenBank genome assembly. Lineage: Eukaryota; Metazoa; Arthropoda; Insecta; Coleoptera; Chrysomelidae.